This is a messenger RNA of Cylas formicarius (sweet potato weevil), 2171 nucleotides long. RefSeq names its product ubiA prenyltransferase domain-containing protein 1 homolog (gene heix). Gene Ontology annotation, molecular function: prenyltransferase activity. Bases 189 to 1169 code for a protein of 326 amino acids. Lineage: Eukaryota; Metazoa; Arthropoda; Insecta; Coleoptera; Brentidae. Gene Ontology annotation, cellular component: endoplasmic reticulum; Golgi membrane. The transcript has 2 exons. Gene Ontology annotation, biological process: menaquinone biosynthetic process; vitamin K biosynthetic process. The record is from RefSeq and is a predicted model, not a curated record.
CUACUUUCUGGUCUGUGGCCGUAAUUAAAGCAAAAUUUUUGGUUAUGUCCUCCAAAGAUAAGUUUAAUGUUUAAAAGAAGUACACGUUAUUUUUUGAUAGAUUCCAAAGUUGAAAGUGAAAACUGCUACGUCAAUACAAUAUUCGUUGCGUUUUUUAUUUCACAGCGAGCAUAGACUUCCGCGAAAGUAUGUCACAAGCAGAACAAGAAGUGUCCCAGUUAGUUACCAAUGGAGAGAUAAAUAAGAUUCCUAUUAAAUCCAAGUCAGGGCUGAUGAAGUUGUCUAGCUAUGUAUUAGCUUUAAGACCCUGGUCGUGGAGCGCUAGUCUUAUGCCUACUUUAUUAGGUGCCACCAUUGCUCACAAAUAUCCUGGCUCAGAUGAUUUUAGUUAUUUGACAUUAAUUUUCACUCUCUUUACAAUAAUCUGCGUUCAUGGUGCUGGAAAUGUCGUGAAUACCUAUUUUGAUUAUGUUAAAGGCAUUGAUAAUAGAAAAUCUGAUGAUAGAAUCCUAGUCGACCAUAUUUUGACAAAGGAUGAAGUAGUUUCGCUAGGAGCUCUGCUUUAUUUAUUUGGGUGCAUUGGUUUUAUUCUAAUGGGAGCUUUAUCACCAGCAAAAAUUGAACACUUGGCACUAGUUUACUUUGGAGGCUUGUCUUCAAGCUUCCUCUACACUGGAGGUGUCGGAUUCAAAUACAUCGCAUUAGGGGACGUAUUGAUCCUAAUAAUUUUUGGCCCCAUUUCUGUUCUUUUUGCAUUUAUGGUCCAAACAGGUAGAGUUGAAUGGGCGACUAUUUACUAUGCAAUACCAUUAGCCCUAAAUACAGAAGCUAUUCUUCACAGUAACAAUACUAGAGAUGCUGAAUCAGAUAAAAAGGUUGGAAUUGUUACCUUGGCUAUAAUUAUUGGUCACACAGCAUCCCAUAUUUUAUAUGCAUUUUUAUUAUUUAUUCCAUAUAUCAUGUUCAUGGUAGCUACUUUAAAAUAUUCAAAAUGGUUUGUUUUGCCCUUAGUCACUUUACCAGGUGCUUUCAAAAUCGAGAAACAGUUUAGAUCAAAUGACAUACACAAUGUACCCAAAAAAACCGCCAGGUUAAAUCUAUAUUUUGGUAUUUUGUAUGUUUUGGCAUGCAAUAUGGCGCCCUCUUUGCCGUUUAUAACAAAAAGAUAGACACCAAAAUCUUACUUUUUAUGUUUGCAUGUGUGAGAUUCUCAGUGUAUUAAAAACAUUCAGUAAUUUAUAGUAAAUGUCUGGUCAUGUUUUUGUAAUUUUUGUUUACUAAUAUGUAUGUAUUUCAGCUAAAUGUGUUAUUUAUUGUUUUAUUGAGAUGAACUUUAUAGCAAAUAUAUUUUUUAUGGUUAGUAUGAAGCCAGGCCAGUUUUGUUGUGGUUUUAAUUUGGAAUAUCAUAUUUCAAAUAUUUAUUCUAGUAGUAGGUCAGUGCCGCCCUCUUUUCACCAAAAUAUUUAGGAUAUUAAUUGCGUUAAUUUUAAUAAGGCGACAGUGGCAACGUUGAUUUUAAAAUUAUAGGUUACAAAAUCCUUAAGAUUAUUAAUGUUUGGUCAUAGCCUUAAUGGUUAAUGGACCAAUUAAUAGAUACAUUUUUAACCUCAAUAAGUUUACAAUUAAUGAAAUUAAACCCAUUUAAAUUUAAAAAAUACUUGACAAAUUGAUUACAAACUUUUUCGAUAGAGACCCCAUUAACGCUAGUGACAGUUGCUGUUAUUACCCCCGUAUCAAAACGGUUUUAUAAAAGCCUAGUAAAUUUUGCAAUCAGAUUUAGCUUGUAGAAAGCCAUUCUUGGUGAUUUGAGACUUCCUAUUGCAAUGAACUGUUAAGACAAUAAAUCAAUUAGUCCUAGAUUUAAUAAAUACGACGUAAAAAAAAUAUUGGGCUUAGACAGUGUUCAAAACUAAGUGUAAAAUAAUAAAGUUUUUUUUUUACAUAAAUGUAAGUGCCGGCCGCUUUGUUUUGGUGUGGUAACAAAGAUGGAUGUUGAAAAAUUAAUUCACUGCACUUUCUUUUGAUUUUUGCGUAAUAAGAUUUUGUAUUUUUUGUACUUAACGGUGCCGUGACUUAAUUUCACCAAACACGUGUUGCAAGAUACAUAUCUGUUAUAUUUUGAAAUGAACAUUUGCUCACUGUUUAAAUAAAACACCGAUUUUUACCCGUAA